UCCAAUGAGGAAUGUGUUCACCAUUGCGAUCGACAACGAUGUUGCUCGGCAACUAGACUGCGUCCGCGCAACCGGAGCGGCAAGAACAGUGUGCGGCAGGAGGACAGAUAAAUUCUUCAAGAGGAUGGUUGGCUCUACCCCAGAUUUAGGGGUUCUGUGUUUGGAGUCCCGUGGAAUACCAUUGACCCCAAGGCCCCAGACAACACCCUCAUGGCGCAAUUGCAAUAGUCGAACAUCACUGCAAUCAGCUUCUGGUUCAUUGUGCUCUGACCAUGAUGUAAGUUGCUCCAUUGCAAAAAUUGCACACAUUCUUGCUCAGAGAGCCAAGGAAAAGCAAAAUGACUUGAGAAGAGCUUUCGAAACUUAUGACAAAGUUCGGAAUCUGACGGUCACAAAAGGCGAAUUCCGCAAAGUGAUUGAAAGAUUUUUGCUGCCUCUUAAUCCAAAACAAUUUCAAGAUCUACUUGCAAGGAUUCCAAUCAACAGUGAUGAAACGGUACCUUACAUGGUAUUUUUGGAGAAAUUUUGUUCAUCUCAUGAAUCCUGUGUAAGAAGAGCAAGCAGCAGGAGCAGUUCCAUUAUCUCCAAUUGCAAUUUGACAUUAAAGCAAGUUGAGAAUCACCUCAGAGAAAAGAUCUUCAAUAAUGUAAAAAAUCUCCUAAGAGCCUUUAAGUUAUUUGAUUAUAACAAGGAUGAGCACAUUCAGUGCUAUGAACUUCGAAGAGUUCUUGAGAGUUAUUGUCUUCGAUUAACAGAUUCUCAGUUUGAAAGGCUUUGUUCUCGAUACAACCUUUCUCGGACUGGAACAGUGAAUUACGUGCAGUUUCUACAAAAGCUGGGCAUCCAUGUUGAAUCCUCAAACAAAUGCAGUAAAGAAUGUGUGGCACAAGCAAUGAACUGGGAAAAUGGUGUUCAAAAACAAGAAAAAAAACCAAAAUUGCAACAACAAGUGACUGAGGAGCCCCCCAUAAAUUCAAAAAGUUUAUCCAUGGAUGAAAUUUAUUCUACUUUUCAAAAAAAGUUGCACUCCAAUUAUCAUGAGUUGUUGCAAGCAUUUUCAACUUCUGAUGUGACCAAAAGUGGCUUAGUCUCAAUGGAAGAGCUCCAGACAAUUUUCAACAAUGUUUUAUUUUCAAUGAGUAAAGAAGUCUUUGAUCACAUAAUGGGCAGGUAUAAAAUUGAAACUAAUGGCAAAGUAGCAUGGAAACAAUUUUUACUGACCCGUUCAGAGUCACAGCCAUUGGAGGACAAAUGGGCAUUAUCAAAGCAUCAACCAAAUCAUAUCCCUUCGCAGGUUGAGAGUACGACUGUUAUCCAGGAAACUCCAAGGUCUCCUGCGUGUGGUUCACAUAAAUCUGGAGCAAAGUUGGACUUGUCAUCUUGUCACAGUUUGACUCAUACUGGAGAAAUGUUUGGGAACAAAAAGGUUAUGGAUGUUGUCCUGAAGCUUCAUAAAUAUUUCCAGGAGAGAUACCCUGCCUUGGAGGAGGAGAAAUGCAAAGACUUAAUAGCUAGACAAGAACUACGUCAAAUUCUACAGCAUUUCCCCUUUCGUCUAACUGAUGAGGAGAUUAAAACAUUUAUGUUAUUGCUGGAUCCACAACACAGUGGCUAUUUUCAUUAUAACCAACUUAUGGAACUUAUUGAAGGAAAAAAGAACCAAAGUUCUUUGAAUGGAACUAAAACUGUCAAGAAGCAUACUCCUGCAGCAGCAAUAUGGAAAACUGUAGAAGAUAUUCUGUGUGACAAAAUUAGACACAAUUGGGAUGAAAUACAAAAGUCUUUUAUGAUGAAUGAUCCUGAAAGAACUGGUACAAUUAGCCUUGCUAAAUUGCGAAAGAUCCUGGAAACCCACUGUCUUAGUAUUUCUGACCAGCACCUUGAGAAAUUGUGCAAGCAGCAACAGAACAACAGCGUACAAGUUUCAUAUCAGCAGUUCCUGGAAAACCUUGGGGUGACUGACAUGCCUAAGAUCAACAGCACAGAGGCACCUGUGCUCAAUCAAAAGAGGCUCAUAAAGAAAGAAAAUGAGGAUUCCAUGUUUUGCAAGAAGAUGACUUUGAACGAAGUGAAAUCAGAGCUUUGGGAACGUAUUAUCUAUUGUGACAGUAACAUUAGAAAAAGUUUCCUUACCCAUAAAAACCAAUGUACUGGCAAAAUCAACAAGGAAGGAUUCAAAAAGGUGCUACAAGAUUGUGGCAUAAUCAUGGACGAACAUCAGUUGAACAUUCUGGCUAAUGUACUGGGAUUCACGAAUCAAGACUUGGAUUUCCAUGACUUCUCUGAACACUUCAAAGAUUACACUACUGCAAAUCCAGAUGUUGCAAUAAAACAAUCUUCCAGUAAAGGGGCUGACUGGAAAAUGAGACGCAUGAUUGCUGAUGAUUGUUUUAAUUACAUCUUUGAAAAAGUGAAACAUUCAUCUUUGGAUUUACAGGUAUUGUUUGACCAAUUAGACCGUAACCACGAUGGAUUAAUUACGAUGUACGACUUCCGUACUCUGCUUGAUGACUUUCCACUUACAGUCACAACAACCGAGUAUCAUCGAUUUUUAGAGAUGUUGGGACUUCUACCCGAGUCAAAACUAACAUAUUUGGAAUUCCUUAAGAUAAUUAGGAUAAUAGAGUCCAAGCAAGAUCAGCGUUGGAAUAAAUCAGCCCACAACUCAAGAGAGGACACAGAUAACACUUACCUGAUUUGUGAGCAGGCCCAUGAUCACUUAUCUAAUAAAGCAAAAACAAAAUGGCAUGAGAUGAACAAGGCCUUUAAUCAGAUUGAUUCUGAAGGUAACCCUAUUGUGCAAAAGAGGGAUAUAAAGGAGCUUUUAUGCCGGCCCUGUAUGCCAAUUUCACCCAAACAAUUUGAAACACUUUGGUCCUGGUAUGAUCCUGAUAAUAAAGGUUUUGUGACUUACUUUGAGUUCCUGCAGAAGCUCAGGAGUAGAUUUGGAUCACAAAUCCAGUCAGACAGAAAACAAAUUGUUCCAGAGACCAAAAACAACUUAAAGGACAGUUCUGAACAACACCAGGUCUAUGCAGAUAGCAUCCAAAAACAGAGACUUCAUACAGGCAAAUUUAAUAUCAAAGAAUUACAAAAACAGCUCAAAGCUAUGUUCAGGGAUCACCACAAGGGUUUUAAUGAAACCUUUUCUAAACUAGACAAAUGUAAUGAUGGCUGCAUAACGAUAAGUGAUUUCCAGAGUGUACUGAAGGAUCAUAACUACCAAUUGGGACAAGAACAACUCAAACAACUCCUGGUCAGGUUGGAAAUUCCACUGUAUAACAGCAAGUUUUCAUAUUCUCAUCUCUUGCGGGCCAUUGAGGGUAUUGAAGACAAGUCUUUAAAGUGUGGGUCAAAACUUACGUUGAUUCCACAUGAAAACAUUGAAACCCCAUCUCCAGAAAAAGUGAUCACUAGACUAAAGGGGGUUGUCCUCAAAUCCUAUGGGGCAUUGUUUAAGGCUGCAGAGGUACCAGAUGGAGAAGCGGCUAGACCAAAAUCAUCACAGCAGUUAACAAUGAAUGACAUUACGUCCCAUGUACGAGAGGUUGUCAAUAAGUGCCUCUAUACCAUUACUCAAGAAUUUGAAGACAUUGAUUAUGCAAAUAUAAAAGUUAUUUCCAAGAAAAACUUUAAAGAAAUAUUUUUCAAGCACUUCAUGAGUCUCACAGAUGAACAGUUUGAAAACCUGUGGAAUCAAUUACCGGUCAACGAGUAUGGGAAUCUGGAAUAUCACAAAUUUUUGAAGCAAUUCACUGGUCAGGAAUUACUUGACAUGAACAGUAGUCGAGCAUCAUCAGGAACCAAACUGUCAACAUCUAGAAGUGCAAGUAGAUCUUCAAGUUCUCGGAGUUGUAAAACAGCAUCUGCCAUUCUGGGCAAUGAAAAGCCAAUGGAGUUUUCACAACAGUCGGCCUCCUUAGCUUCAUCAAUGAACUGUGAGGCAAUUGAGCAGAGGCUGAAGAAAUAUAUUAAACUUUUCUGGAAGGAGAUACAAAAAGAAUGCAUUGAAAAAGACACUGAGAAACAGGGUGAAGUUGAAGCUACUGCUUUUCAGGCUGUAAUGAAAAAGUUCUGCAUACCUAUUAAACCAGAAGAGUUUCAGCAGUUGGCCAAAAAGUAUGAAACUAAGAAUGUGGGUCAUUUUGCAUACAGUGAAUUUCUUCAGCACCUCAUCUUAUCACUGGGAAAACUGGACACAAAUCCACUGCAGAGAAUGAGGAUCCCUCAUCCAAAGAUCCCGAUGAGCCCCGGAAUGCAACAUGAGACACUUACUCAAUUAAUGAUGCGGAUUCAGCCAUGCAUCACAAAAUGUUGGAAGCUUAUGCGUCGAACUUUUAAAGCCUAUGAUGAGACAGGGAGUGGCUACCUCUCACUUUUUCUGUUUCGACAGGUCCUGCAGCAGUACGGUAUUAAACUAUCUGAGGAGGAAUUUUACUACCUGUCGUCCUAUUAUGACAAGCAUCUACAGGGAACAAUCUCAUAUAAUGAAUUUCUGCAUGUAUUCCUCUGAUUACUCUGUUUCAACGUUCAUUUUGGAAUUUUAAAAGGAAAUAUGACAUCUAUUUUCUAAUGGUAAAGGUAUUUUCUAAACUCUCAAAUGUAUAGUUAUUUUAGAAGCAUCCUAUUUUUUUUAAAUUCUCCUAUUGUUAUUGAUUGAAAGUGAAUAAAAGGCAAAGUAAAGUUACAAAAACACCACUGAUAUAUCCAGUCACAUAAAUCUAUAUUUAAUAAUAAUGUAUUAUUAUUGUAAUGCAUUACAAAGGUAAAUUUUUGAGGAAUUCAUUAGUUACAAAAUGUCACUGGCAGAAACAGUUAAAACAUUUCCCAGUUAUGUAACCGGAAAAUAAACCAUCUUGAGAUUGACAAAAUUAUAUGUGAUGAUGGAGUAGUUAUUCCAUGGUCCCAUCCCAAGAGUUACUGGCUCUCAAUGUGUUGUCACCAUUUCUAAGUAUUUGUGAAAGCAUAUGUGAUACUUUGCUUUUUUGGCUUUUGCCAUAUGAUCCUACUUCAUCUAUUGACCAUUUUCAGCAUUUUAUAGUUUCAGUUCUAUAGCCUCAGUAGUUACGUUUUUCUGCUUUCUCUGAUGAGCCAGUAUACUUUAAUGGAAUUAGCAGAUUAAACCAAAUACAGCCACAGUGGGCACAUUUCUUGGACUGAAAACUGGGAAAACUGUACAAGUUUGUUUUACCCCUUUGGACUCCAUAUCAGCAUCAGCAAUUUUGCUGAGGGAGUGAGGCUAAGUACCACUGUCAGGGGCAAAAAAUUACUCGUUUAUAGUUCAGAGUUUAUAGCACUAAGCAGAUUAUCCAGGUAUCCCAUUAUAUGUCCAUGGUCAUGGUUCUUUCAUUUGAAGAUGUCUAAUUAUUUAAUCUUUCCAUAAAAUCAAAAUAGAAAAUUAAGUUUGUUUUAUCUAUUUUAACCCAAGGAACAACAUUUCCAUUAAAAUUCUAUCUACUUGAUAAAUCCACUGAAACUGUUAGUCCUAGGAAAGAGAAUUUAUGAAGUAAAUGUCCUUUUUCCACUCUGCACAUGAAGACACCAAGUACAGGUCCUUCCCAGGUUAUGGCACGGUUGCGUUCCUCCAAGUCAUUUGUAACCCUAACUGUUUGUGCUGUGUAAAUGUAGCCUAGCAGGAGAUAUCUAGAGCUGCACAGCAGCCAAUAAGUCCAUUUUGAAGAUCUCAUUCAUGCGUACAGGCUCCGUAUAAGUUGGGUGAUCUUAAUUCAAAAAAAAGCAAAGCGAAAUAAUUUUAAGAGGAUGAUUGAGUACUACGCCAUCUGGUGGAAAUCAGUCAUCUUGAAAAAGAUCUUUUAUAAUUCGCACCAGCAGUUUUGGAGAUAUGACCAUAAGAUAUAGGAGCAGAAUUAGGCUAUUUGACCCAUUUCAUCAUGGCUGAUCCAUUUUUCCUCUCAGCCCCAAUCUCCUGCCUUCUCUUUAGAUCCCUUCAUGCCCUGACCAAUCAAGAAUCUAAUAAGAAGGUAAACCUGUUGUCAGUACAGAUCAGGCAUUAAAUUUGCUCACUGAAUCUGUACCUAGUGCAAGUGCUAGAAAUCCCAAUAAAAAGCUUUCAGUGCCAUUCACAAUUCCUCAGUCCAAACAAUUAAAACCUGCAUGCAGCAAAAUUGAAUGAUAGUCAGUCUUGGAGUGGUAAGUGGUAAAUAAUUUGCCUGCCAGUAGUGAUCACCUCUAACUAGUGAAGGUAUUAACAUUUCCUUUAUACUUAUGAUCAUCAUUGACUGGAAAUUG
Messenger RNA from Hypanus sabinus (Atlantic stingray), 6249 nucleotides. RefSeq names its product EF-hand calcium binding domain 6 (gene efcab6). The coding region runs from base 5 to 4513 and encodes 1502 amino acids. Gene Ontology annotation, molecular function: calcium ion binding. NCBI's taxonomy places the organism in Eukaryota, Metazoa, Chordata, Chondrichthyes, Myliobatiformes, Dasyatidae. The transcript is spliced from 31 exons. Gene Ontology annotation, cellular component: nucleoplasm. The record is from RefSeq and is a predicted model, not a curated record.